Molecule: messenger RNA, 1757 nt
Organism: Phytophthora infestans T30-4
Lineage: Eukaryota; Oomycota; Peronosporomycetes; Peronosporales; Peronosporaceae
Product: transcription factor
Exons: 11
Coding region: 1-1641 (546 amino acids)
Source: RefSeq, a predicted model, not a curated record
AUGGCGCCGAUGACUAUGAGUGACGACGCGUGCCGCGUGUGCGGCAAGGAGGAUGACGAGGAGUUCCUGGUGCUGUGCGACGGGUGCGACCGCGCCUUCCACACCGCUUGCGUUCAAGGAUGCACCUGCUGCAACACGAAACCGCGUAACAACUUUGCACGCAAGCCAGCGGUGCCCGAGGGCGACUGGUUCUGCAAGUUCUGUGCUGGUCGUAUCCCUGCAGUGGAGGACGGGAAGGCGCCUGUGUCUUCUGUUUUCGUGUGGGGGGACAACGAGGAUGGACAGGUUUGUCAUUUUUCCGGUCUGGCUCUCCCAGAUUCGGACGCCAAGGUGAUCUGGAAGCCCACCAAGGUGCACGAGCUGGACGGUAUUGGUAUCUUGGACAUCGCUUGCGGUGAGACGUGCACGUACGCGCUAUGCAAUGAUGCGAACCUGUACUCGGCUGGAACGGGCCUGAGCGGCCAGCUGGGCCACCAGGAUAUCAUGCACGAGAAGCUGGUUCACUUCCGCAUGGUGGAGUCCAUGACGGAAGACAAACGUUCCAAGGGCGAAGGAAGAUUCUCGCAGAUCCACGCUGGCUCCAAUUUCGGUAUGGUCAUCACGACCGAAGGACAUGCUUACACGUGGGGAAAUGGAGAACUUGGACAGCUAGGCCACCAGGAGAACAAGAAUAAGAAAGUGCCAAAGAAGAUUUCUGCGUUGAGAGAGCUUGAAGUGCCUGUUAAUCUGGCAACUUGUGGGAGCGACUUUGUCAUCAUGACAACCAAAGACAACGGCGACGACGACCAGUUUAACACCAAAAAGCCGGGCGUUUUCAUGAGCAUGGGGUCUAACACUCAAGGGCAGUUGGGCGAUGCGUCUAACAAGAACCAGUGGGUCCCGCAGCUGCUCAACAACGACGCUCCAGAAUUCACGAGCCCUGAAAACCAGGAUAUCGAUGAUCCUGCCGAGUUCUUGCUUGGUCGCGACAUCACGCAGCUAGCUGCCGGGAGAUCUCACGCUGCCGCGGUCGUUGCUGGAGCCUCUGGACGUGGGGCUACGGUGAUCGCGGUAUGUCAAAUCGGACACCCCAAGCCAGCUCCGAUUGCGGGCCAAUCGAAGUUUUUCCGCUCUCAAUUCCGUGUUCCUCGCCCUCGGUUUGUCCAGGCAUUCAAGAACGACGUGGUCAAGCUCGUCGCAUGCGGUGCUCAGCACACCCUCGUGCAUUUGACGGAUGGACGUCUGUUUGCUAUGGGCGACAACGAGUUCGGCCAACUCGGCAUUAAACGUGGCGAGACGUCGGAGGAGAACUGGGUGGAUACGCCCGUGCAUGUCUCCACGUUUGGGGCUGAAAAGGGUGUUAAGCAAAUUGGCUGCGGCGACGACUUCUCGGUGGUUUUAACGACGACUAACGACGUGUACACUUGGGGUCGAAACCAACUGGGCCAACUUGGACUGGGCGACGCACAGACUGAGCCACUGGACACGCCCACGAAAGUGCCCGAUCUCCCGCCCAUUCAAAAACUGGCGGUCGGUAUCAACCAGGUCUUCGCCAUUGAAUUCACCGACGUGACGCUCCCACCCCCGAUCGUCCGUGCUGCUGCCGGUAAGCGAGGAAGAGGUCGUGGCGCAGGAGCAAGCACCAAGAAAGCAAGAAAGUAAAUACCGCAAGGAAGAAGAGCGAAAGCAAAGAUGGCUUGUCGCUUUGUAGCAACUUAAUCUGCUUCAACAAGCCUUAAGUUGCGCUAACUCAUCUAAGUACGAAGUACGUUUUAGCU